This is a messenger RNA of Penicillium soppii, 1179 nucleotides long. RefSeq names its product DUF1996 domain-containing protein. The record is from RefSeq and is a predicted model, not a curated record. NCBI's taxonomy places the organism in Eukaryota, Fungi, Ascomycota, Eurotiomycetes, Eurotiales, Aspergillaceae. Bases 1 to 1179 code for a protein of 392 amino acids. The transcript has 2 exons.
AUGCACUUCAAUUCUGCCAUCCUGGCGACCCUGGCGAUCUUUUUCGCCUCAACGCUCGCAAAAGACUCGCGCACCUUCGCCGUGAACCACUUCUAUGGCAAAGGAGCCCUAACGAUGGGCCGCAUGGACCCAAUCAUGGACCCGGGCAAGCCAGCAACGCACUCGCACGCCAUCCAAGGUGGAAGCAACUUCAAUCUGAGCAUGACCGAUGACGCCCUGAUGGACUCAAAAUGCACCUCGUCCCUGGUCGACGCCGACAAAAGCAACUACUGGACCCCCUCGCUCUACUUCCAAGCCACCAAUGGCAGCUUCCUCUCCGUGCCCAUGUUCUACAUGAACGUCUACUACUUCUUCGAAGCAACAGACGACGAGAUCAAGCCAUUCCCCGUCGGCUUGCGCAUGUUCAUCGGCAACAGCUCCCUCCGCACACCACCACCUGGAGGAGCAGCCAACGUCCUAGACACAAACGCAGGCCCUAUCCAGCCUAUCCAGUGGACAUGUCCGCGGUCAUCCUACGAUAUCCCCUCCUACCCCAAAGACUCGGACGGACUACACGGAGUUGGCAUUCAAGACCCCAAUAACGCCGGCGCCGGCGCUGGCUUCCCACACAUGAACUGCGAUGGAUAUGCGUCCCCACUGCGUGCGGAUAUUCAUUUUCCGUCGUGCUAUAACCCCAAGGCUGGAUUGCAUGAUUACAAGAACAACAUGGUCUUCCCGAGUAGUAAGGGUACUACUGGUGGAAAGGCUAAUUGUCCUGCUGGUUGGAUCCAUGUUCCUCAUAUCUUCUAUGAAGUAUACUGGAAUACGCCGUUGUUCGCUGAUAUGUGGACGGAGGGAACUGGUUCGCAGCCUUUCAUUCUCAGUAACGGUGAUCGGACUGGCUAUUCGCUUCAUGGUGACUUUAUCUCUGGUUGGGAUGAAUCAGUCUUGCAGAAGAUUAUUGACAACUGUGAUGCAGGAGAUUCGGGGAUGGAUAAGUGCGCUGAUGCUGGCCUCCUCAACGAUGCCUCGACUACAUGCAACAUUCCCAAUCUUGUUCCUGAGUUGAUUGAUGGUGUUUUGGAAAGUUUGCCCGGAAACAACCCGCCAACUGGUUGGGGCCAGGGUGGAGAGGAUGAGGCCACCAAGAACAAAGUCAAGAGACAUAUCCGUAGGCACUCGCGCGGAAGAUAUGCUUAG